CAUUACGGUGAGUGAAAGGAGAUUAUAGAAAAGCUUGUUGAUUGUCUCGAUUUUUGUACCAUCUGUUAAGGUUAUGUGCUCGAUGUGUAUAUGCAAGUUUAUCUAGUGUCAUCUUGCCUUCUAUGGUUACUGGGCUUCGUUUAAAAAUCAGUGAAAAGGCUUGGAGAUUAAGGAUAGACUGAGAUUUACCUUUGUAUGGGAAAAGAAUGCCAGAUUUGCAAGAUGGAAUUCGUCGAUCAAAGAGGAUUAACAAAAUCCAGGGGAACAAUGUAUGUUUAGCUCAAACUCCACAGCUUGGUGCUGGUAGAGCCUCAGCUGGUAGAGGUAGAGGUUCUAGAGCAAUGAAUCAAGAGAAUACCAAGCGUUUUGCUGCUGGGAUUCAUGGUAGGGGUGGCAGAGGUUUGGAUUUGCCAGCAAAACAGAUUGUUGAGAAAAAGGCUGAAAAGUUGUUGGCCGCUGAGGAAGAAGGAAGCAUGAGUCCACUUCCUGAAAAGAUACAGUUUGGCAACUCCCCUGUGUACAGGGUAGAGAAAAAGCUGGGAAAAGGGGGAUUUGGACAAGUUUAUGUUGGAAAGAGGGUGACCGGUGGUGCAGAGGGAACUGGGCGUGAUGCCUUUGAGGUUGCUAUGAAGUUUGAGCAUCGAAAUAAUAAAGGGUGCAGUUCUAGCCCUCCUUAUGAGUGGCAAGUAUACAGCACCCUUAAUGGUUGCUAUGGAAUUCCUUUGGUCCAUUACAAAGGUCAGCAAGGAGACUACUAUAUCCUUGUCAUGGAUAUGCUAGGCCCAAGUCUGUGGGAUGUCUGGAACACUAACAACCAGAUGCUGUCUGAAGAGAUGGUGGCUUGUAUAGCAGUGGAGGCAAUAUCAAUUCUGGAGCAACUUCACCUCAGAGGUUUUGUACAUGGAGAUGUUAAGCCGGAGAACUUUUUGCUUGGCAAGCCUGGAACAGCUGAAGAGAAGAAGUUGUAUCUGGUUGAUCUUGGUUUGGCUUCGAGAUGGAAAGAGGCAGCUUCUGGACGUCAUGUAGAUUAUGAUCAAAAGCCUGAUGUUUUCAGGGGAACUGUGCGAUAUGCUAGUGUGCAUGCUCAUCUUGGUAGGGUAGGAAGUCGAAGGGAUGACCUUGAGUCAUUGGCUUAUACCCUUAUAUUCCUUCUCAGAGGAAAACUUCCUUGGCAAGGAUUCACUGGAGAGAAUAGGGGAUUCCUUAUUUGUAAGAAGAAGAUGGGAACUUCCCCAGAGAUGCUCUGCUGCUUGUGUCCUCCUCCUUUCCAACAAUUUCUGGAAAUGGUGACCAACAUGAAAUUUGAUGAAGAACCCAAUUAUGCAAAGCUUAUUUCCCUUUUUGACAAUAGCUUAGGCUCCAAUGUGUUGUUGCGACCUAUCAAAACUGAAGGAGCUUUUAAGGUGGGUGAAAAAAGGGGAAGAUUGCCUGCUGGGUUAGAAGAUGGUGAACAGCUUAAGAAGAAAGUUCGCCUGGGUUUUCCAGCUUCUCAGUGGAUCUCUGUCUACAAUUCAAGAACACCAAUGAAGCAAAGGUAUCACUAUAAUGUUCUUGAUUCGAGACUGCACCAACAUGUAGAAAAGGGCAAGGAAGAUGGUUUGUACAUUAGCUCUGUAGCUUCAUACAAAAAUUUGUGGGCCAUUGUUAUGGAUGCAGGAACAGGGUUUUCUUCCCAGGUUUAUGAAUUAUCUCGCAGUUUUUUGCACAAGGAAUGGAUAAUGGAACAGUGGGAAAAGAAUUAUUACAUCACUUCGGUUGCUGGUGCAUGUAAUGGUAGUGCCUUGGUAGUUAUGUCUAAGGAGUCCACUUAUUCUAAAGAAGUAUCUUCCAGUAUGUUAGACUUAAACACUAAAUCAAGUAGAAUUAGUGGAACGCCUUUUACUCAACAGUCCUACAAAGUUAGUGAUGUAUUUCCUUUCAAAUGGAUCAAUAAGAAGUGGAGAGAAGGCUUCUCUGUAACUUCUAUGACUACAGCAGGUAGCAAAUGGGGCAUUGUCAUGUCCAGAAAUGCUGGUUAUUCUAGUCAGGUUGUUGAGCUUGAUUUCCUGUAUCCUAGUGAAGGAAUCCAUAGAAGAUGGGAAAAUGGAUAUAGAAUUACUUCAACUGCCUCGACAGAGGAUCAAUCUGCAUUUAUACUUAGUGCACCCAAGAGAAAAUCGCAAGACAUAAUGCAAGAAACUCUGCGGACAACUGCUUUUCCUUGUACCCAUGUCAAGGACAAAUGGUCAAAGAAUCUCUAUAUUGCAUCUAUCUGCUAUGGGAGAACAGUAUCUUGAAUUCAAUAAUUGGAAGGAGAAACUGCACCUGUAAAUCAAACACGGUUGUUGGAUUGCCUAAGACUAAAGGUUCUAUAGUAAGCAGAGAGAAAAGCUGUUGUCAUGUAGAGAUCACCUUUCUGGGGAUGUUUUGAGAGACUUGAAUCAGGCGCUGUAUGAAAAUCCAGGCUCGUGGAGUUUAUACUGUGCCGGAGCCAUCUCUUUAGGAUCAGUUCCAGAAGGCUUUGCUGACACCAUAUCAAUGACAUUGACCUCUUAUGCAUUUGAAGAGGUUCUGUAGUAUCUCAACAGCUUUGUGAGGCUUCAGAGAGUAACCAAAAUAUCUAACGCCACUACUACCAUUGCUGUAGUCGAUUGUGAAAAUGGAAUUGUUGCAAGCUUUUGUAUAAAAAAAUUGUUGAGGCAUUAACUAUUGGGCCUGCUGGUCCUCUAUAUGUGCAAACGGCUGUAUUUAUAGAGCCUCUACAAAACUAUGGAAUGGGCAAGUUUUCUUUGUUUC
Mangifera indica (mango) is the source of this 2775-nucleotide messenger RNA. Its product is annotated as casein kinase 1-like protein HD16. Gene Ontology annotation, molecular function: ATP binding; protein serine/threonine kinase activity. Gene Ontology annotation, biological process: endocytosis; peptidyl-serine phosphorylation; signal transduction. The coding region runs from base 207 to 2276 and encodes 689 amino acids. The transcript has 20 exons. NCBI's taxonomy places the organism in Eukaryota, Viridiplantae, Streptophyta, Magnoliopsida, Sapindales, Anacardiaceae. Gene Ontology annotation, cellular component: cytoplasm; nucleus. The record is from RefSeq and is a predicted model, not a curated record.